Exophiala mesophila is the source of this 3854-nucleotide messenger RNA. RefSeq lists its product as uncharacterized. The record is from RefSeq and is a predicted model, not a curated record. The transcript is spliced from 2 exons. NCBI's taxonomy places the organism in Eukaryota, Fungi, Ascomycota, Eurotiomycetes, Chaetothyriales, Herpotrichiellaceae. Gene Ontology annotation, molecular function: monoatomic cation transmembrane transporter activity. Bases 207 to 3293 code for a protein of 1028 amino acids. Gene Ontology annotation, biological process: monoatomic cation transport; transmembrane transport; intracellular calcium ion homeostasis. Gene Ontology annotation, cellular component: membrane.
CUGCAAAUUGUCUAUCCAUCACCUCGUCCAAGCUUCUGCUCUUUCUCCCGCUUCAUCUUCUCUUUCAUUAAACAUUCAAUAUGAGAUUAUAAAAGCCUGGACCCAGGUCUUGUACCUAUUUUAUACCCAGGGACUGUCACGCGAAGAAUCACUCAUACAGCUGCCCGCCCAUGUCCAUGUUAUCAUUAUGACAUUCGGCCAGAGCCAUGGCUGUCUCCUCUUCAAUUCGAGAACCGCAGUCGCAGCUGCGCAAGGUGCCCGGCUCUCGCAACCAUGGCCGCAAGUUAUACACUACCGCCUUGAUCCUCACUUUCCUUCUCUGUAUCAGUUAUCUUCGAGGCGAUCUCAGCGAUGAUCAACAUCGCUUCUCCUCCUCCUCAUCCUCCUUAUCUCAAUCACUUGUCACUCGCGCAGAUCACAACGAUCCAGAUCUACAGUGUCGUCUGGUCAAGAAAGCAAUCGAUCAAUGCUCCUUCGUCAAAGACAAUUGCCUUGAUGAGGAGGCCGGCCUCAUAUCCUACCUCCAGUUCUUCUACUGCGCCCCUCCCGCCACCAAACCCCUGGUGAUUAUGCUCAUUGUCCUUUGGGCCUGCCUCCUCUUCACAAGCAUCGGCAUCGCUGCCUCCGACUUUCUGUGUAUCAACCUCAGCACGAUAGCAAGUAUCCUACGCAUGAGCGAGAGCUUGACCGGUGUCACUUUUCUCGCCUUUGGCAAUGGCUCACCUGAUGUCUUCUCCACUUUUGCCGCAAUGAAGUCCAACAGUGGUAGUUUGGCUGUAGGAGAGCUCAUGGGUGCCGCAGGAUUUAUCACCGCAGUGGUUGCUGGUUCCAUGGCCUUGGUCAAGCCUUUCCAGGUGGCAAGAAAAAGCUUCAUACGAGAUGUUGGUUUCUUUGCCGUUUCCGCCUCCUUCAGUUUGGUUUUUUUGGCCGACGGAAGCCUCCGCCUGUGGGAGUGUGCUGCCAUGGUAGCUUACUACUUCUUCUAUGUCAUGUUUGUCGUCGUUUGGCAUUGGCAUCUGGGACGGCGCCGAAGAAAGAGGUUGGCUGAAACUGCUGCACGGCUUCACCACCAUAUUCCUCACCACCAAGAAUUAGAUGUUCCAGAGGGCGACGAAGAAGACGAAGAAUCACGCCCGGCGAGCGAGCGGGCAAGUCUACUGCGUUCUCAGUCCGGGGGCAGCCUCUCCACCCUUCAGCCUCCUGACACACCCGCUUGGAAAGUCGAGGUUCUGGAUGACGAUGACGAAGUCCGUGAUCGCUAUUUGGCCACUCUGCGAAGUCAGAUGAGAGUGACUCGACCCACGCGCGGAGAACGACGAAACACCAUCACACCCAUUCGUCCUAGUUUGAUCGGUGCUCUGGAGUUUCGCUCCGUCAUGAGCUCUCUGGAGAAAAAGGGAACAAACAUCCCUUUGGGAUUUCGACGUUAUUCAGAUGACGCGGGCACUCCCAUCAGCCCAAUCCCCAUCAGCGCUCCACCCACGGGCGACCAUGCGCAUGCGGUGAGCCAGGACUAUCGUGACACAGCACGGUCCCUUGGUACCAGCAGCCGGAAUCGCGCUGUUUCUGCCAACGACGCUGCCGGGCUUCGCAUCGACACUACUUUCCUGUCUGAUCAUCAGUCAGAACACGCAGUUAGUACCGAGGGCUCGUUGACUCCUACCCCCGACAGAUCCUCGAGACCGAGUGGAGGAAUUCUUCGUAUGUUGAAUGAGCCUUCUGUCGAGAGACCUCCCUCUCCAAAACUUGUCAUUUCGCCCUCGGGUCACCGGAAGGGACCUGAUACAGGUGCUUCGGCGACGGAGGCGCUGAAAUCACCAAAUCUUCUGGCCCCACCUCCUACUACCUUCCACCGGCCUGACUACGCAGAAGGUCAUCGAAGUGAUAGCCUCAGCCCAGCGUUGUCUCCUCGAAGUACGCCUACGCUCCAGGUACCAUUAUUGCGGACCCCUCACCCCGAUCAUUCACGAUCACUAUUACAAGCAGAAGACUUCCCUCCGUACAUCGACUCGCCCAUGGUCGUGACUCCGACGCAUUCUCGACCACCCAGCAUUCAUUUGCCUGCUCCGAGCAUGUCUCCAGAAUCCACCCACCACUUACCCCUACUGCCAGAUGACGAGGAAGAAGGAAUGCGCACAUUUUCAUGGUGGCCGUACCACUAUCUCGUUGCACCUCAGAUCAUCCUGCAGACUCUAUUCCCCACACUCUAUGACUGGCGGCAGAGGUCUAUCACGGACAAGGUCCUUGGGGUCAUUACUGCGAUUCCCCUCUUCCUGUUGAAAAUCACUCUCCCUGUGGUGGAGCCUCGGGAAGAGGAUGAGGAGGCCGAAGUACUGAUCAUGAGCCCAGGUGCAGGGUAUCGCAGUCAAUCUCAGAGCCGACUCGCCCUGGCGCCGGACACACCGGCGAUAGCACCACGGCAGCAGGCGAACGACACGUCUGCACACCAAAAUGGGAGCAGAGUGAGUUCGGCAGAGGUUGACUUUGCCAAACGACUUGCAGAGCAGAGGUCCGAGGCGAGUGAGGGCAAGGAGUGGAACAGGUGGCUCCUGUUUGUGCAGGUCUUUACUGCUCCCUUUUUUGUCGUGUCAACGGUGUGGUUGAACCUGGAAGAUGAUGCGACGGUGCGGCUCUACAUUAGAAUGGUACUCGGGGCGUUGGUUGUCUCAUUGGUGAUGAUGCUGGGGCUGCUGGCCACGACUACGCCACGACAAGAACCCAAUUAUCGGCCAUUGUUCUGUUUUCUGGGAUUUCUGGUGGCGAUUGCAUGGAUCUCGAUGAUUGCGAACGAGGUUGUGGGCGUGCUCAAAGCAUUUGGGGUCAUCACUGGCAUGUCAGAUGCAAUCCUCGGACUGACCAUCUUCGCGAUGGGAAAUUCAGUGGGGGAUUGGGUGGCAGACGUCACGGUUGCUCGACUUGGGUAUCCGGUCAUGGCGCUUUCGGCGUGCUUCGGGGGCCCCAUGUUGAACAUCCUAUUGGGAAUCGGGCUUGGGGGCAUGUACAUGACGAUCCACAAUGCGUCGCACCAACACGCAAAACAUCCUCACAAGCCGAUCCAUUACAAGCCGUACGAGUUGGAGGUUAACACGACAUUGAUGAUCUCUGGAAUUACUCUGCUGGCGACUUUGAUCGGAUUGUUGAUUGUGGUGCCCUUGAAUGGCUGGAGGAUGGACCGAAAAAUCGGGCUCGGAUUGAUUGCAGUGUGGGUCAUUACGACAACAGUCAAUGUCAUUGUGGAGAUUGUGAGCAAGGACGAUGUCCAGGCUGUCAGUAUGGGAUCUGGAUUAUGGUAGGCCUGAUCCAGGGCCAGAGCGGCGUCGAUAAAAAUUAUCAUAUACGCCAUUUAUAACAUGAACCAUGAGAUCGUCUCGAGUUCUUGUCUGAGAUAGCAUUCAAAAAGAAGACACGAAUACUUACGCAAUCAGUGUAUCUCCACAACAUUGAUGCUGGGCCGUUUUAGGCCAAGGAAUUGGGUGAGCUGGGAAGGAGUCUCGGCAUUUUUCCACGGAGCUAGCAUCGUCGGAUCAGAGGCUCAACCAGCUCCGUUUCAGCGUUGUCUGAGCGCAUUACGGAGGCCGCAUGCCGCUGAGCAUCGGCAAUAUGGGAUUGGGAAGUCUGGGGGAUACCCGAUGGAAUCACUCGUCCGGGAUGUAUCCGAGUUUAAAAGCCAGAAUGCAAAAAAGACAUAUCGACAUAAAUGGCAUAAAACGUAUUGUGUUGUUGAUGUACAGUGGUGGGGGGGGGAGUUUUAACAAUUGAUUAUUGAGCUCCUUAAAGUUGGAUAUGUAACUUGUCUUAUUGGGUAGCAAGCUCCAAAAUGGGCUUAACGAUGCGACAUGGCGGUGGUGAGAUGC